Messenger RNA from Fonsecaea erecta, 972 nucleotides. RefSeq lists its product as hypothetical. The transcript has a single exon. Gene Ontology annotation, molecular function: mRNA binding. The record is from RefSeq and is a predicted model, not a curated record. The coding region runs from base 1 to 972 and encodes 323 amino acids. Lineage: Eukaryota; Fungi; Ascomycota; Eurotiomycetes; Chaetothyriales; Herpotrichiellaceae.
AUGUCAUAUUCGGCCUCUCCAGGUCUCAAUACUUCUCAACCUCCAGCUUCACUCCCUGCGCGGCCGCCGCCCUCUGCAGUCAGCCCUGCACCAGCAUUUAAACCGACAUCGAGCGCCGCCUCUGUCAAGCCGGCUUUCACAGCCUUUGCUCCAAGGUCGAUAGCGAACGCAUAUCGCACAAGCAGUCCAGCACACUACGCUGGAGCGCCGGUCACCACCUACAGUCCUGCUGCGCAGUAUCCGCAACCUACAUCAUUACCUCAAUAUGACGCAUCGUACUCGAGCGCUCCUCAGAUCCGCAACCCUUUCGUGCCGACUCCAGACGCAUCCUCUUCCUCGGCGAACCCAUAUCCAGGCUAUGACGCCGAUUACGAAGCCCAAGUGCAGCAGUGGCAAAGUGCAUACAUGAGCAGAGAGGUUAGUAACACGUCCACGCCGAAACCAGUGGGGGCAGCGCCGGCAAACCCGACCCAAAACACGAUCAUAUCCCACAAAGAAACCACAAAUCAACAUAAAGAUGAUGUCCCUAAAACGGUAUACCGCUCUGGUGGUGGUACCAGUUGGACUGAUCCGACCCUCUUGGAAUGGGACCCGGCGCACUUUCGGAUUUUCGUUGGCAAUCUCGCGGGCGAAGUGACCGAUGACUCCCUCCUCAAAGCCUUUGCACAAUACCCCUCGGUCCAGAAAGCCCGUGUGAUCCGCGACAAACGCACCACAAAAUCCAAGGGGUAUGGCUUCGUUAGUUUCGCCGACGGAGACGAUUACUUCCGUGCUGCAAGAGAUAUGAACGGAAAAUAUGUUGGCAGCCAUCCGAUCGUGGUGAAAAAAGCUGUGACAGACGUGCGACCUACAAGCACAAAGCAGCCAGGACACAAGGGCAAAGGCGGCGCUGGUGGCCACGGAAAGGUAGAGCACGGUGGUGUGCACAAGAAACAGCCGAAGACGAAGGGUGGGCUGAAGGUUCUUGGAUGA